AUGCAGCAUUCAAACAGGCGUGUAAACCUUAAAGCUACAGGUUUACGAGGUGCGUAUCGAGGACGAGCUGUUCGGAGACAGAUGUCAGAGCAGGGCGGUGAGUGUGAGCCUCCCGGGGGCCCCCCUAUCACAGUCACUAUCGGGGCCACUGUCCCCACAGGCUUCGAGCACACUGCCUCCGAGGAGGUCAAGGAGAAGAUUGGAGUGGAGGCUAAAAUAAGCAAAGACAGGGGGAGAAUCUAUUUUUCAAUUACCUCUGAUAACCUUUUCCAGGUUCAUCGCCUAAGGUCUGUGGACAACUUGUUUGUUGUAAUUGAGGAAUAUGACCAUUACCAGUUCAAAGAAUCAAAGGAGGAGACAUUGGAAGAACUGAAGCAGCUUGCUUCCAAACUCCCUUGGACCAAUGCCUUAGAGGUUUGGAAAUCAAAUCGGUCUUUUAAGAAAAAGAAGAGUCACCGCAGGGGAACCAAUAAACCCAAAGUGAAAACCGAGAGCGAUGGUCAAGAGACGUCAGAGGUGGAGGAGAAUGAGGAGCUCCCUGAGCCUGAAGACCAGUCCAGUGCUGAUGCUGAAACGUCUCCUCCUGACCUUGAGGAAACCGCUGAGGCAAAGGUCAUCAAGUUUCGUGUGACCUGCAGCAGAGCAGGAGACAAGCACAGUUUUUCUUCUAAUGAAGCGGCCAGGGAUUUUGGUGGAGCUGUGCAAGAACAUUUUCAGUGGAAGGCAGACAUGACAAAGUUUGACAUAGAGGUUUUACUUAAUAUACACAAUGAAGAAGUUGUCAUUGGUAUUGCUCUCACAGAAGAAAGUUUACACCGGAGAAAUAUUAGUCACUUUGGACCUACCACUCUGCGCUCCACUUUGUGCUAUGGGAUGUUAAGACUGUGUAAACCUCAGCCGUCUGACAUUAUACUUGAUCCAAUGUGUGGAACAGGAGCAAUACCUCUCGAGGGGGCCAUUGAAUUUAACAAUGCUUUCUACAUAGCUGGUGAUAACAAUGACAUGGCAGUUAACCGCACAGUCAAUAAUGUGUUCCACUUUCAAAAACAAAGAGUGGACAAGGGCAGUGCAUCUGGUUUACCCAUUGACACAGUAAGAUGGAACCUCUGUAACUUGCCCAUGAAGACAAGUUCGGUGGACAUUAUUAUCACUGAUAUGCCUUUUGGAAAGAGAAUGGGGUCUAGAAAGAAGAACUGGGACCUUUACCCAUCCUGCCUCAGGGAAAUGGCCCGUGUGGUCAGACCAGGCUCCGGAAAGGCUGUCCUGUUGACACAAGACAAGAAGUGCUUUACCAAGGCGGUCUCUCGGAUGGGCGGCCUGUGGAAGAAGAUGCACACAGUGUGGGUGAAUAUUGGGGGUUUACAUGCGGGGGUCUAUCUGCUCAAACGCACGGCAGGCGAGUUCGGACAGACUCCAGAAGACAUCUAUGUACCAAAGGGGAACGGCGCCGAUCAUAGAGAAGAGAAGGACAACUCUGAGACAUCCUAA
Messenger RNA from Knipowitschia caucasica, 1488 nucleotides. The record is from the annotation of a GenBank genome assembly. NCBI's taxonomy places the organism in Eukaryota, Metazoa, Chordata, Actinopteri, Gobiiformes, Gobiidae.